Molecule: messenger RNA, 3226 nt
Organism: Cylicocyclus nassatus
Lineage: Eukaryota; Metazoa; Nematoda; Chromadorea; Rhabditida; Strongylidae
Source: the annotation of a GenBank genome assembly
AUGUUGGAAAGUGAAAGCCGAUCAGUGAAUUCGUGGGACAGCCUCUCGUUUGAGGAGUCAAUAUCUCCAGGGGUCACCCAUCUUGGCGACAUACCACAGAUCAUUCGGACAUCGCCAGCGUCUUCAGUUGUGGGAAGAAUCAGUUUGGGUGAUCGCCUGGAUGUGUUCAAUGGUGGACAACACAGCUACCUCCGGGUACCGGCACAUUCCGGACGAACUUCGCCAAGCAUCGCUUCGAACACAUCCGAGCCCGAAUCGUGCAUCGACAAUGGACUAUACCAGGACGACGACGACGUCAUUGGCAUGGACGAGUACGACAAUGUGACGUUGAUGUAUGCCAAACAUGAGAAAAUUCCAAUGAAAGAUUUCGGUUCCGAAAUUCGUGCCACCAUGGAUAUUGAUCAUUUACUGAACAAAGCUGUACUUCUACUUGAUCUGCAAGAAACAAGCCUUGAGGAAAUCUUUGCUAAAAUCAUCCAUGAAAUGGACAUACAAGAACCAGAAUUCACUAGCGAACAAGUACGAAGUGUGCUAUUCACUCAGGAUGCAGGAAAUCAAUUUCACAUUCUCAGUCGAACAGUACAAUCCAUCUGUACAACGGGUUCCAUAGGUGGCUCAUUCGACUAUGACCAAACAUGGAUAUGCGCUUUAUGUAUGCUCAACACGGUACAACAUCGUCACGUCGCUAUUGCUCGAUUAUCACAUCCGACAAAUCUCGGCCGAACAAUGCAAGAUCUACGAUUUAUCAUCAUCGUCAUAGCACCAAGUCGAGCGAAAGGCACAAAAACGGCGCUUGAAACUACGAGGACGUUUGCCACACUUUUCGCGGAUAUGGAAAUUCGUCAGCGUUUAGUUAUGGCAUCGACUGUAGAGGCAUUCAGGUCAACACUUUUAUCAGCUGCUAAAGAGCUUGCGAUGGAUCAAAGUCAAUGGCGAGAACGGAAAGCUUCUAUCCACCUCAGUCAGGCCAAGGAACAAAUUUUCGGGCCAAACGCAUGGUAUCCAUUCCGUGGUCUUACCGAAGAGUUCAAACGACGCCUGGCUGUUUAUCCAUCGGAUUUCACCGAUGGCGUCACGGGCCAUCGUACAAUGUCAAAACUAUUCUCUACAGUAGUGUUUCUUUACUUCGCCUGUAUUCUGCCUGCAAUUGCCUUUGGUGUGCUCAACGAUGAUAAUACGAGAGGAGGCAUAAAUGUUCGGAAAGUUGUCAUUGCUCAAGCUAUUGGUGGUAUAUUCUUCUCGCUGUUUGGCGGUCAGCCGAUGAUCAUUCUGCUCACUACCGUUCCCUUAGCUAUAUACAUAAAAGUGAUAUAUAAAAUAUCUGAAGAGCUUGGUUACGAUUUUUUCGCCAUGUACGCGUGUGUUGGCUUAUUUUGUCAAAUGUUUCUUGUACUCUACUCGGCUACUGAGUUAUGCAGUUUGAUGAAACUGGCUACGAGGUCAGCCGAGGAGAUGUUCUCUUUAUUUAUUGCUAUAGCGUUCACUGUAGAAAGUAUGCGGGCCAUACAUUCUAUAUUCAAAAGGAACUACAGCGGAUGCGAUUCCAUGAACACUACCAAUGUAAAUUCGACCUUAAUUAAUGCAACAUCUGAGAUGGAUAAUGGCGCAUUAUGUAGAAGGGAUACGACGAUACUUUAUAUGCUUCUAAUGUUUGGAACGCUUUGGUUGGGACUAUUCCUUUACAAUUUCAGGAAGACUCCAUACCUGACGAGAUCGCGUCGAGAGUGGCUAGCCGACUACGCUUUACCAGCUUCUGUCCUAAUCAUGUCAUUCACUGGAUCUUACUGCUUUGCCGAUAUCGAAAAGGAUCGUUUCAAACUUCGCGAGAAUGUGCCAAUUGUACAUCUAGCUGAUAUCUUCUCAUUGCCACCAUCCGGAUAUUUUGUGUGCCUUCUAUUAGGAUUCUCUUUGUCAUUUUUAUUCUUCAUGGAUCAAAAUAUUACAUCUGCAAUCGUGAAUAACCCGCAAAACAAGCUUAAGAAAGGCUCAACGCAAAACCUGGACCUCUUCGUUGUUGCUCUUCUCAACGUGUUUCUUUCAUUGUUCGGUUUGCCAUGGAUGCAUGGAGCGCUGCCCCACUCGCCGUUACAUCUGCGAGCUCUCGCCGAUGUCGAAGAGAGGGUCUCGCAAGGUCAUGUGCAUGAAGUAAUCAUGAACGUCCGCGAGACACGGUUAGCGACUCUGAUCGCCCACACGUUGAUACUUUUAUCAACGUUCUACCUUAUACCGUAUCCCUUACAACUAAUUCCAACAUCCGUCUUGCAUGGAUUGUUCCUCUACAUGGCAUUGACCUCGCUGUCUGGCAAUGAAAUGUUUGAAAGGUUACUGCUGCUUAUCACCGAACAGCAAGCAUAUCCGCCCACUCACUACAUUCGUAAAGUUCCACAAAGGAAGGUCCAUCUCUUCACCGCAUGUCAAUUACUUCAGCUGAUUAUCUUAUGUGCAUUCGGCUUCUCACCGUAUCCUUUCAUCGAAAUGGUAUUCCCCAUUGUUUGCAUCUUCUUCUUGCCGAUAAGGCAUACACUUAUUCCUCGUAUAAUCGACUACAAAUAUCUUGACGCUCUGGAUGGCCGUCACUAAAUGGCAGCUUUUUCAACGUUUAUAAUCUGCACCGUUCGACAGCUUUAUUUACGAUAUCUCUAGGCGAAACGAUUCCUAGUGGGAGGACGCAACGCUCCUUCACUCCUUUUUCUUCCCAAUUAGCAAUGAUGAAGAUCUGAAGUUUCAAUUUUGUUUAGCAUUUAGGUCUACUUUACUCACAUUCUAUUGUAUAAGUUUUUGCCAUAUUCCGGCGCCUCAGUCGCGAAACUCAGUGUGUGUUCGUAACGAUUUGUUGCAAUGUAUGCCACUUUCCUCAUCGAUUCGGGUUUAAGUAGCAUAGAUAUUCAUUCAGAUACGGAGGCGGUAAAGCAUUUUGCCAUAACCUUUGCAUAGGCGUUUCAUAUACUACUUGUCUUACAUCCGGUAGCUUUAUUUAGUCCAACAUCAUCACAUGAUAACUACUAUAUAUGUGAUACUUAAUAGGUCAUCAUUCUAUCUUGAAUUGAGAUGAUGUCAUCAUUCAUUGGUUGUAAAAGACGCUUGAGACCAUUCUGUCUAAGUCUAUAACUUUUGGUCAGAACAAUCUCGUGCAGCAUUCGAGACUGUUGAACAUAAAUAGUACUCGUGAUGGACUGAAUGAUGACUUCUUCUGAUGAGUGACAGAAUUGUAACUCUGCCUUUUCAC